CUCUCAUGUCUACAUUAAAUGACGUUUUAGUUCGUUUCAUUUGCAAAAGUCAAAUUUAAUAUUUGUAUUUUUGCCCGUGAUGUUAUAGUUUCUAACAGCAAAUAAAAUAAGAUAAUAAGUAAUACUAAACAAAAUGCCUUCGUUUCCAUCCGUUCCUUCAGAAAUAAAAGGAAUUGCUCAUUAUAUGAAAGUUGCUGAGGAACAUGACGAGCGAGAUCCUGUCGUUAGUUACUGGGCACGAAUGUAUGCUUGUCAAACAGCAAUGAAAAUAAUGGAAGGAAAAACGAAGCCUCCUGAAGUAACAAAACUUUUGAUUGCAAUUAUGGAUUGGUUAGAAUCCCUUAAAAAAGGGAAUCCAAAUUUAGAGGGAGUUCAUAGUGAUGUUUGUGCCCAAGCUUUAAUUGAAAAUUAUGCUUUGCAAUUGUUUAAUUAUGCAGACCAACAAGACCGUGCAGAAAACUACGGAAAAAAUGUUGUGAAGGCAUUUUAUACAUGUGGAAUUUUAAUGGACAUCUUGAGCCAGUUUGGGACACCAAGUGAUGAAAUUCGGGAAAAGAAGAAGUAUGCAAAAUGGAAAGCUGCUUAUAUUCACAACUGCCUUAAAAAUGGUGAAUUACCGAGACCUGGUUCCAGUGCUUUUGGUGAAAAUGAUAAUCUAAUAAAAAUUGGUGAUAAUGAUGAAACAAAUACUACUCCUUCUACAAGUAAUGCAGAACCAAGUAUUCCUCCUGAAAAGUCACCAACUACACCUUCAACUCCAGCUCCAACUUUUCCAUCUCCAGCAAGUCCAGCAGAAACACCGACUCCAGCUUCAGCUGGUGGUUGGCCAGACCUUCCAUCUGUGCCUUCUUUUGAUCCAACAAAUCCUCAGCCAGCCCCAACUUUUCCAAAUACAGCUCCUGUAUCUGCAGUAACUCCUACCACUAACUUAACACCAGAUCAAAUGGAAAAAGCACAGAAGUAUUGUAAAUGGGCAGGGUCUGCCCUUAAUUAUGAUGACGUUAAAAAUGCUAUUGAAAAUCUACAAAAGGCCUUACAUUUGUUACAGUAUGGAGAAGAAAAGUAAGCUGCACAUACAUAUUUUAUAAAAUCCCUAUUUAUAUAUAAAUUAGUUGUGGGUAAGCUUAUUGUAGGAAUUUGAUUGCUUUUUUUUAUUAAAGACUAAUUUAAUGUUAAGAAAACAUAUUUAUACAUGAAUACUUUCUCUCACAGUUGCUGUUUAUUAAUUUCUUAUUCUAAUUUCAAACAUUUAUUAGUCAUUAAAACUAUUACUCCCAGCGUUAAUUACAACAAACUAAAACUACUAAAUAAACAAAAAAUAUUAUAGCAAAUGCAAAAUUAUAUCUGCUGUACAUUGUUAAAUGAAAUUAUUUAAAAUAUAAGAAGUAUUUAUUUCUGUU
Molecule: messenger RNA, 1400 nt
Organism: Agrilus planipennis (emerald ash borer)
Lineage: Eukaryota; Metazoa; Arthropoda; Insecta; Coleoptera; Buprestidae
Gene: Vta1
Product: vacuolar protein sorting-associated protein VTA1 homolog
Exons: 3
Coding region: 134-1066 (310 amino acids)
Biological process (GO): late endosome to vacuole transport via multivesicular body sorting pathway
Cellular component (GO): multivesicular body
Source: RefSeq, a predicted model, not a curated record